Plasmodium cynomolgi strain B is the source of this 2400-nucleotide messenger RNA. RefSeq lists its product as hypothetical. Bases 1 to 2400 code for a protein of 799 amino acids. Lineage: Eukaryota; Apicomplexa; Aconoidasida; Haemosporida; Plasmodiidae. The record is from RefSeq and is a predicted model, not a curated record. The transcript has 3 exons.
AUGAUCAUUAAGAAUAAGCAAAUAAGGAAGUCAAUAAACGAAUUCAUGAAAAAUACUACUCGAAAUAACAGCAACUUUGCACCAAACAGUAAGUACAAUAUAUAUAGUUACGGGAAAGGAAAAAACGCGUUUUACUCCUUGGAAAGAAUUAACGAUAGCAGUGGAGAUAAACAGGGUGGAGAAGAAAAUAAAAGAAAGCUAAAUAGAAUACCAGAAAUUAUAAAUAUAAAAAAGCAAAAAUUUGUGAUAGGUUCGUCCAACAGAAAGUGCGACCUAGUUUUGAGAGGAAACAUCGAAGGAGAACAAUGCGAGUUGGUGUGCAAAUGUGUGGAGAAAAAUAUCAACCAUUGUAGUGACAUAAACAGACAAAUUAAUAAAUACAACUUAUUUAUUAUUAACAAAUCCAGAAGUAACUCGACCCUACUGAACAACUCAGUGGUGGAUAUUGACCAAGUCAAAGAUGAAGAUAGCCUUUUUUUGGGUAUCGAAAACAUGGAGAAAAGGACAAACGCAAAAUAUAUCUACAAAAUUAAGUAUAACAAAAUGGCCAAUAUUUUUAACAUAAACAAUUUGUGUACGUACAGUAAAGACAACUGUAUACACAGAACGUUAAUUACAAACGCGGAAAAUGGAAAAGCUAGCAAAAUUGUAUCAACUAAUUUUUCACUAAGCAAUCAAAAUGAGGAACAGGAAUCGAAUAUAUCCAUUUUGAUAUUUUUAAUUAUUAAGAGGACCUCCUUACCAAACGAACCCGUACAUUACAUGGAUAAUUUAAACUCCUUUGCCAACCUUAACAGCACACCGAGGAAAAUUACUGUGGAGGAUAAUACCAUGAUAAGUAAAACAUCCACGUCAGUUAACAAAAUGAUCAAAGAGGAUUCACCAAAUACCCAAUUUAAUGAAAGCAUUAAAAAGAUUAACAAAAUUUGCCAAAGCAGGAUUUCCCCUUUGUGCAUAAAGGACUCCAUUAAGAAGGAAGAAAAAGUAAAGGGCACGUUAAAAAGCGUCAACCAUACGAAGGAACUUCCAGUGACACUGCUCAACGCGUGUGUUGAAUUGUGCAAGGAGAUAAAUAAAAGGGGUGACACCGACCAAGCAGCUGGCAACACCCCCCAAAACGAUGACACCGCCCAAGCAGCUGGCAACACCUCCAAAUACGAUGACACCGCCCAAGCAGCUGGCAACACCCCCCAAAACGAUGACACCGCCCAAGCAGCUGGCAACACCAAGGAAGAUGACACCUCCGAAAAGCAGAAGAAAGGACCACACAUGAACAAUUUGUACAACAUUUUUCACUCCAGCUUUGCCACUCCUCGGCAUGGGGGAAGCUCCACGGGGGAGACCACCAACCGGAUUGCCGACUCCAACAGCGUAGCAUCAGUGGUGAGGGAAAGAGUUAGCACCUCUGGAGAUCGCGUUAACGGACUGCAGUGUCAGGGACCCCCAAUUAGCAGGGAUUCCAAAAGUUUAAACCAGCCCAACAUCAGCAAAGAGGCCCAUUUGCACGGCAACUCACAACAGUACACUUCGGAUAAAAGCAAAUAUAAUUUGCACAAAUCGGAAGGGGAGAUUUUUCUGCAAGGUAACACAAACAGAGAAGAGCCCUCUGAGAAAGAGGGCAAAAAUGGCGAAACGGAUUAUGCUAACCGAAACUGCAACGGGGAUGGUCGUGUCCUUUGCCCACCACCCAUCGACGGACACGCACGGGUCUACUGCGAGGACGUAGACGUGAUGCAGGCAGAACAAAUUGGGGAGGAAGUCCACGAAGAAGAAUUGGAUAACUCAGAAAAUAACCACUUAUUGGUAACCCCGGGAAAAGGAGCCCAAUUGGUGGACAGCAACCAGAUGACCUUCUAUGACUGCAAAGAUGAAAAGGUGGGGAAGGAAGCAGCCCCUCUACCUGAGAAGCCGAAUGAGGGUACCAACAUGGUGAUAAAAACAUCCGAAUCGAGUGAGUUCAUAAAAAAAACGGAAAAGGAAUUAUACUCCGUUUUAUAUUCCAAAAGUAGUGAAAGCACAGCAAGUGGUGCAAAUACAGAUUUUGUUCUAUGUCUGAAAAAUGAACAGGGAGAAGAGAGGUAUCUCAAAGUGAUUGGAGAAAUUAAGGUGAAGAGAAAUGCCAUUUUGUCAGACAUAAAACAUAACAUAGAUUUAAAACUGCUUGACAAAUCCAUUGAGCUUACAACUCUUAAUAAGAUAAACUAUUUAAAAUGUGAGUCUCUUUCUAAAGGGAAAUAUUCGAUUCGUUUAAAUGCCUUUUCCGAUAAACUGGAUGAAACAAAGUUUGGUGAAUUUUCAGCCCUGCACCUGGACUAUAUUGAUAACACAAAUUUUUCCCAUUUGGACACAUUGGAGCCGCUUGAGUUGAAGAAAAUGCUAUUUAUAAAGUACGACGAGUAA